AUGGGGAGGAGGUGGCAGUGGCACGCCGUCGCCGCGCUUGGCGUCGUCUUAUGCGCCGCCGCCGCCGCCGACCAGGGCCUCUCGCCUGCCGGCGGCGCGGCGGCGCCGGAGGAGGUGGGCGCAGUGCGGCAUUUGACGCAUGAGAGUGACGUCAACUCGUACCACCACGUUUGGCCGCCAAUGAGAUUUGGGUGGCGAAUUGUUGUGGGGUCACUGAUCGGCUUCUUCGGCGCGGCGUUUGGAAGCGUUGGUGGCGUUGGCGGUGGCGGCAUCUUUGUGCCGAUGCUGGCAUUGAUCCUUGGGUUUGAUCCCAAGUCAUCGACUGCGAUGUCGAAGUGUAUGAUCAUGGGCGCAGCCAUUUCAACUGUCUACUACAAUCUAAAGCUGAAGCAUCCGACUUUGGACAUGCCGCUGAUCGACUACGACCUCGCCCUGCUCAUCCAGCCUAUGCUGAUGCUUGGGGUCAGCAUCGGCGUUAUUUUCAAUGUUAUAUUCCCGGACUGGCUGGUCACGGCCCUCCUGAUCAUCCUGUUCCUAGUCACGUCAACUAAGGCCUUUCUAAAGGGCGUUGAGACAUGGAAGAAAGAGACAACAAAGAAAAGGGAGGCUGCAAAAAGGCUGGAGCAAACAUGUCAGGAACCAGAGCAUGCAACAACGAUCCAAACAACACCAGGUGCUGCAGCUGAGGCAAAAACCCCAUCAGCUGAGGCGACAUCAGUUCUGAAGAAUGUCUACUGGAAGGAGUUCGGUCUUCUCGCAUUUGUGUGGGUGGCAUUCCUUGUGCUUCAGAUUGCAAAGAACUACACUGCUUCCUGCUCUGCGUUAUACUGGGUCUUGAAUUCUCUCCAGAUCCCAGUGGCAGUAAGUGUGAGCAUGUACGAAGCGCAUGGACUGAUGAGUGGGAAGAGGGUGUUAUCAUCGAAGGGAAGCCAACAGAGUACCCUGAAACCUCGUCAGCUCUUGGUGUACUGCCUAUUCGGUAUCCUCGCAGGACUCGUUGGUGGUCUUUUAGGUCUUGGGGGUGGCUUCAUCAUGGGGCCACUGUUCUUGGAGCUCGGCAUCCCUCCCCAGGUUUCAAGUGCUACAGCCACAUUUGCAAUGAUGUUCUCGUCUUCCAUGUCGGUUGUUGAAUACUACCUCUUGCGCCGGUUCCCUGUGCCUUAUGCUGCUUACUUCGCCGCUGUGGCAUUCAUCGCCGCCAUAAUCGGCCAGCACGUGGUGAGGAGGCUGAUCAAUUGGUUGGGGCGGGCAUCGCUCAUCAUCUUUAUUUUGGCUUCCAUGAUCUUCAUCAGCGCGCUCUCUCUCGGUGGGGUAGGCAUCUCAGACAUAGUUCACAAGAUGGAGUGGCAUCAGUACAUGGGGUUUGAAGACCUGUGCAAGUAUGGUGCGUAGGAAACAAGCAGGCUUAGGAGUGAAAAUUGAACAGCAUGGUGUUCAAUGCUCCUCUAGCGAAAGUCGAAUCUAAUUCAAGAUGUAAUGGCUUCGAAGAUUCACUUUUAGCAGCAACCAUAUAGAAUAGGCGCGUAACAACUCAAAAGUGAGUCUGUUGACAUACAUAGGUUGUGAUUUGUGAGGAGAUAGAUCAUGUAGUUAACAAACUCUAUCCCUUGCAAUCUUUCUGCUCCGAAUUCUGUUUUCGGGUUAUACUAUUCCUCAUCCGGCAAUUGCCGAGUAUAAAUACAUGUGCAGCCGAACUGUGCCCUGACCGACGCAACACUAAAACCUUCCAGCAUACGAAUUGUUAGGCUAGGCAUUUACAAAAUCUAGCUGCAUCCUACCUCGUCGGGGCUCAGACUCCUGCCAAGUUUGUAACACAUGCCAGCGUUGAAGGAAGUGCACGACGACGAGCACGGGGACGUAUCGAUGUCACACAAAAAGGGAGGCAUGGAAGAGGGUCGGUUUUCUCAGCUUUGUCGAGAUCGCACAGGGCAUGUGAGGAUUAGUGGGACGGCCUCAGGUGCGAGGCGAUGUCGGAGAACAGGGGGUGUACGC
Phragmites australis (common reed) is the source of this 1992-nucleotide messenger RNA. Its product is annotated as sulfite exporter TauE/SafE family protein 3-like. The transcript is spliced from 12 exons. The record is from RefSeq and is a predicted model, not a curated record. Gene Ontology annotation, biological process: protein ubiquitination. The coding region runs from base 1 to 1392 and encodes 463 amino acids. NCBI's taxonomy places the organism in Eukaryota, Viridiplantae, Streptophyta, Magnoliopsida, Poales, Poaceae. Gene Ontology annotation, cellular component: Cul4A-RING E3 ubiquitin ligase complex; membrane.